Molecule: messenger RNA, 387 nt
Organism: Daldinia childiae
Lineage: Eukaryota; Fungi; Ascomycota; Sordariomycetes; Xylariales; Hypoxylaceae
Exons: 4
Coding region: 1-387 (128 amino acids)
Source: RefSeq, a predicted model, not a curated record
AUGCCUGGUGUUCCUAAGGAUGCUCUUGACAACUUGAAGGCCAAGCUCAAGAAGGUCUUCAGCAAGAGCAAGAAGUCCAAGGCCGAGAAGAAGCCUGCCGAGGCAUCCAAGGCUGACGCUUCGAAGACCGACGCUGCGGCCCCUGCUGCCGCAGCCGCCGCCGAAGCCCCCAAGGCUGAUCAGCCCGCCGAGGCACCUGCUGCUCCUGCGCAGGCUGCUGCUACUACCGAGGCUCCCAAGCCUGAGGCGCCCGUCGAGGCCGCUGCCCCGGCUGCACCCCCGCCCCUGUCGCCGAGGCCCCCGCCGAAGCCAAGCCCGCCCCCGCUGCUUAAGCGGACGUCAUCUACGAUGGUCUCCGAUCGAAUCAAUUCAGACAGUAUAAACUGA